AUGCCUGUGAUUGUCCUGGAGGCCCGAGACUUCACCAGUCCCCUCUUUUUGGUGAGGACAUGGGAGGUCUUAUCCAGCUGUACCACCUUCAGUCUUGUUGCCUCGCUUGAACAUCAUCCGGUGUCAAACGUCAGUCUACCCAACACCUUCAGGGUCUUCUGCAUGUUCACCUGGUGCUUCUUCUUCACCCUCACUCUUCUCAUCCACAUUCUCAGUGUCAUCCAGUUUCACAGCCUCAUCCCAAUAUCCUGGAAGAACCUGACUAUGACCGUGGCAGUCUUAGGCGCACUGAUGUGUCUCAGUGCCUCUGUGGUUUUCCCUUGGAUCAUCAUUAAUCACCAAAGACCAUCUCCGCACUCUGUUCCGGCUGCUGUGGCCUCCUGUCUCACCUUCCUUGCCUACACCUCGGAGUCCUAUGUUCUUUGCAGCCAGGCCCACGAGCAAAGAGGCUACAUGGGCAGCAUGCCUGGUCUCCUCAAGAUUCUUCAGCUCUGGGGAGGCUGUCAGAUGGUACCCCUGUUUGCGGAGGCGGUCCGCAACGGAGAAUCCUGGCAGCAGUGGGUCCCUGGCUUCUUAUACGGUGUGUGUGUCCUCAUGUCUCUAGUCACAAUGGUGGUAAUAUUAGGGGACUUUGCUGGUCAAUGUCUUCUACCAUUUGACCGAUUUUUGGCUGCCUUCAGUCUGAUCGGGGUGCUGCUCUACAUGGUGGCCACAGUGAUUUGUUUUACCAAGAUACUGCAGCUGAGAGAGAAGGGACAUUUAGACAACCUAGACCUGGUCGUCAUUGAAACAGUGGUUGCCAGUAUUACACUGUUAGCUUAUACAGUGGACCUUGCCUUCGCCAUCAAACUGUUGUGUGACAGGAAUCACACAUGA
Messenger RNA from Acanthopagrus latus (yellowfin seabream), 876 nucleotides. Its product is annotated as myeloid-associated differentiation marker-like. The transcript has a single exon. Gene Ontology annotation, cellular component: membrane. The coding region runs from base 1 to 876 and encodes 291 amino acids. NCBI's taxonomy places the organism in Eukaryota, Metazoa, Chordata, Actinopteri, Spariformes, Sparidae. The record is from RefSeq and is a predicted model, not a curated record.